Fundulus heteroclitus (mummichog) is the source of this 1376-nucleotide messenger RNA. RefSeq names its product mitochondrial ribosomal protein L44 (gene mrpl44). The coding region runs from base 50 to 1051 and encodes 333 amino acids. Lineage: Eukaryota; Metazoa; Chordata; Actinopteri; Cyprinodontiformes; Fundulidae. The transcript has 4 exons. Gene Ontology annotation, cellular component: nucleus. The record is from RefSeq and is a predicted model, not a curated record. Gene Ontology annotation, molecular function: double-stranded RNA binding; ribonuclease III activity. Gene Ontology annotation, biological process: primary miRNA processing; regulation of gene expression; rRNA processing.
CACGGUGACACACAGCGCUCCUCCGUCACGGGGGGAGGGGGAAAAAAACAUGGCGGCGCGCUACAUGCUAACCCGCGGCGCGCUAAACACGUUUGGUUUGCACCGCCAGCUCGUUCCCAGGAGCCCCGCGACAACGCAGGUCAGGGAGAAGAAGCGAUGGAUGAAAGCCUACACGCACCUCAUGGCGAAGAAGCUAAAGCUGGAAGGCCCCCCGCCGCCCAAGCCACGGUGGCAGCAGCCUAACUGGGAUUACCACUCCGAGGUCCAGGCUUUCAGUGCCCGUCUCCACGAGAACUUCUCCCUGGAGCUGCUCAAAACGGCCUUCGUCAAUCCCUGUUACCUGCAGGCGGAGCAGCGGAGGAGGCAGCGGCUGGGCCUGGACUCGGAGACCACGGCCCUGCUCCUGGAGGAUAAUCUCCAGCUGAGCGAGAAGGGAGCCGGCCUGACCCAGAGCUUCCUGACCGACUGGUGCAGGGCCAGCUUCCCCGGCCUGCCGCACGACGGGGUGAGCUGCGUCGUGGGGCACCUCACCGGUCCGUCCGUCGUGUGUUACGUGGCCAGAAAUCUCGGCGUGGAGGACCUCGCCAUGAGCGCAGAGUUCCCCGUCCCGGACGAGACGCUGAGAUCCACGUUCAUGGCGGUGGUCGGAGCCCUGGAGGGAAGCAGCGGCGCCGAACGAGCUGCGUUCUUCCUCAGGGAUUUCCUGUCGACUCAGCUGAUAGGAAAGGACCUGUUCGACAUGUGGCCCGUGGUGGAUCCAAUGGGCCUGCUGGUGGAGGAGCUGACCAAGAGGAGCCUUCCUCCGCCGGAGCCUCGUCUCAUCCGGUCUGCUGGGGCCAGCACCGUCCUGCCGCUCUACUUUGUCGGCCUGUACAGCGACGGGAAGCUCUUGGCUCAGGGUCCGGGAGAGACGCUCGUCGGGGCCGAGGAGGAAGCGGCGCGCGUGGCUCUGCGCAAACUCUACGGCUACACCGAAAACCGCAGGCCUUUCGACUUCUCUCCGCAACAGCAGCAUCAGCCGACGUUGCUUCAGUCAGUCGGUGGCAACUGACAAGCAAAAAAAAAGCAAAAUCGGAGUAAAUCUUUCAGGGGAAAGUUGCUGCCAUAUAGACUUUCAACGGCUCCUGAUUAAACCCGAGUCCUGUAGUUCGCUUCUCAGGAUUUACUGUAUUUGGGUUUCAAACGUGGCCGCCACAGACAAAUCCGGAACACCGAAGGCCAUCUGCUGUACAUGCAGAGUGCAGCGGUGCUGUGAGGAUAGUCCGGUGCGUGAAUUAGGCCUCGUGUUUGGGUUUCCUGUAAAUAUUGCAGCUGGUUUGUGGUGUAAUGUUUAUUCUGUUAUAUAACUCCCAUGUAAUAAAUUUUACGUACGUGUA